Molecule: messenger RNA, 886 nt
Organism: Pterocles gutturalis (yellow-throated sandgrouse)
Lineage: Eukaryota; Metazoa; Chordata; Aves; Pterocliformes; Pteroclidae
Gene: PDCD6
Product: programmed cell death 6
Exons: 4
Coding region: 84-449 (121 amino acids)
Molecular function (GO): calcium ion binding
Source: RefSeq, a predicted model, not a curated record
CCCUUUUUUUUCCCCCCAGGGUUGAUAAAGAUAGGAGUGGAAUAAUAUCUGAUAAUGAACUUCAGCAGGCAUUAUCCAAUGGCAUGUUUGACAGAGAAAACAAAGGUGGUGUGAACUUCAAUGAAUUCACAGGAGUCUGGAAGUACAUCUCAGAUUGGCAGAAUGUCUUUCGAACAUAUGACAGAGACAAUUCUGGAAUGAUUGACAAAAAUGAACUAAAGCAAGCACUAACAGGUUUUGGUUACCGACUGUCUGAUCAAUUCUAUGAUAUCCUUAUUCGGAAAUUUGACAGACAGGGAAGAGGACAAGUUGCUUUUGAUGACUUUAUUCAGUGCUGUGUUGUUUUACAGAGGUUGACUGAUGUGUUCCGACGUUAUGAUACUGAUCAAGAUGGCUGGAUUCAGGUGUCCUAUGAGCAAUAUCUUUCCAUGGUCUUCAGCAUCGUAUGACACUGAUAACUAGGAAAUGCACACUGGCACUGCACAGACUGGAAUUGCCAAAUGAUCCUGUACUGAAAAAGAUUAUUGAUGUAUUAUAAUGGAUAUAACUUCACAUUCUUAAAUUUUGUAUGUUGCUCAUCACCUUCAGAAUGUGUACUUGAGUUGGUUUUUAUUUUGUAUGAUAGUACAAUAUGACCAUCUCUGCUUACAUUUUCUGUACAGAAAGCACAGAAUCUAGAUUUAAGUGGUGCAAUGUCAAACUUAACCUUUUUCCACAUAUCCUGCACGGGGAAAAAUGACUCUUUAGAAAUGCCAAAUGAAAAUAAUGCUUGUUAGUUUAUAAAAGAGUUGAAAGUCAGAAGUUGCACAACAUGUUUUGCAUGUGCCUUACUUUUAUAAGCUUUAAUGUAUUAAUUUUUAAUACAGAAUUUAAAAUUAAGUAAAAA